AUGAGCGACUCUCGUUGGCUAGACGUUCCCGGCGCCUACAACGUCCGCGAUCUCGGCGGAUACCUGACGACCGACGGCAAGACCACGCGUUGGCGUGCCUUCCUCCGUGCCGAUAGUCUCCACAACCUGUCCGAAUCGACCAAGAGUGCCCUGAUCGAGUACGGGGUCCGCACCGUCAUCGACCUCCGCCGCACCAAUGAGACCGUUGACACCCCAAACGCUCUCGCAGACAUGGAUGACAUCCGGUACUUCCACCUGAACAUGAUCGGAGAUACCAACCCCCCAGGCUACAUCGCCCCGCCUCCGGAUGAAUGGACGACUCCCGAAUUGACAUCAAACAUAUACCGCGUGCUUCUCGAUCAAAGGCAGGACGUCAUAUCCGAGACUCUUGUCACGCUUGCCGAGUCCAAAGGACAUACCGCCAUCUACCACUGCGCCGCCGGCACCGACCGGACGGGAAUUAUCUCGGCCCUUCUGCUCGGUCUCGCCGGUGUGCCGGCCGACACCAUCGCAAAGGACUACGCGCUCAGCGCCCAUGGCCUGAGACGCCGGUACUUGGCCGAGGGGAUCCCCGAAUCCCUAGCCGGAAAAGACUUCUCCCUCGAAGAACCGCCGGAAUUUCUUGCCCCGCCUUUAGCAAUGGAACGAACUCUGCAACACCUCAGCGACAAGUACGGCGGCAUUGAGUCCUACGUCCGGCACAUCGGCCUGAUCGACGCCCAAAUCAACGACAUUAGAAAUAUGAUGAGAGAGUGA
Molecule: messenger RNA, 756 nt
Organism: Geodia barretti
Lineage: Eukaryota; Metazoa; Porifera; Demospongiae; Tetractinellida; Geodiidae
Source: the annotation of a GenBank genome assembly